AUGGCGCCAUCCAAGAAAUUUGUCAACGGCCCGGACCCGUUGAAAGGGCAAGUCUUCCAAUUCCAUGUUUACAGAGCUCGGGGCAUCACUGACAACCUCAGGCCUGAUGUCCCUUAUGCCGAGGCCAAAACGAAAAAGAACCCGGUUCUCCGGGGUAUCUGGUUAUUCUGCGCGGCCUUUCUUAUGGAGUGGUUCCGCUUUAUCCGCGAGCGCAUCUGGCGCCACACAGGCUUCGAUUCUCUUCGGCGCAUUAUCCCCUAUAUCGAGGACUACGAGCCGUGGUAUGAGCCGCUCGUGAUUCCUCGACCUGAUGAUCUGUCGCAAAAGGUCGAUAGCUUGGACAGUGGCCAAGCCCAAACCUCCCCGACUAAUGAGAGCCAGGACGAGGAGGAUGAUGAGGAAGAGAAAUUCCCGACCCCGCCCCUGUACUACACCAUUCAGGACUACCGCCGCGCCUACCUCUCUGGCACUCUCACCCCCACGGACGUAGUCCGCUCCAUACUCGGCCUCAUUCACCCCAAAGACGCCCCCCAUUCCCAAGCGGUAACCGCCACACUCAUACCCAGCGCCCUCGCAGCCGCUGAGGCCUCAACUGAGCGCUACAAACAAGGCCGGCCUCUUGGUCCCCUCGACGGCGUGCCAACCGUCGUAAAAGAUGAAUACGACGUCGCAGGCUACCAGACAACCCUCGGAUCGCGUAAUAUCUAUGCUUCAACUGAAGAUGGGCAUCCUAGCACUUGGUGCGUGCAGCAGCUUGAGCAAGCCGGUGCCAUAGUCAUCGCAAAAUCGGCAAUGACGGAGUUUGGGCUGGACGCCACGGGGAAUAACCCCAUCUAUGGCACACCAAGGAACCCUUACAACCGCCGUUACUACACCGGAGGUUCAUCUUCGGGAACGGGAUAUUCUGUCGCAGUCGGGCUGGUCCCCGUCGGGCUAGGGAGCGAUGGCGGAGGAAGCAUCCGGAUUCCGGCCGGGUUUUGCGGAGUGUUUGGGCUCAAGCCGACACACGGCCGGGUAUCAUUUCGCCCUGGGCAGAAUCAUAGCAUCACAUGUGCUUGUUUGGGGCCGAUGGCAGCUGAUAUCGAGUCGUUAGCGACUGUAUUCGAGGUGAUUGCGAAGCCGGACCCGUCGUCACAUUUUCCCGAGCUCAAAUCCCCUCUUGACCUACGCAUGCCUCCCCCGUCAUCCGACGAAGAGGAUCCGAACCGGCUGCUAGGCAUCCCCAUAGCCUGGGUUUCCCAAGCAUCUCCAGCCGUCCAAACCCUCAUCAACUCCCUAAUCCGCAAGCUCACCACCACCCACGGCUUCCGCACAGUCCCUAUCUCAAUUCCCUUCCUCCCCGAAGGCCAGCUUGCCCACGCCAUGACAAUCCUUACCGACGCAGCAACUCUUCUCCCUCCUCCCCCUGCAACACGCAAUCUGACCCCCGCGAACAGGCUCCUUCUUGCUCUGGGCCGAACUACGCCCGCAACGGAUUACCUCCUGGCGCAGAAACUCCGCCGCCUGCUGAUGCAGCACCUGGCCUGGUUGUGGGAACAGCACCCAGGCAUGUUAAUCAUUACGCCGACGGCUGGAUGCGCAGGACUCAAGAUCGGGCGCGAGAGUGAUGCCGUUCAGGGAGGGUUUGGUGUGAGCGACGGAGAUAGCACGAUGGAGUGCAUGCGGUAUGCAUGGCUGGCGAAUUUCUGUGGGUUGCCGAGUUUGAGUAUACCCGUUGGGUUCGUCCAGGCCAGAGGAGGGGAUGUACCUGUGGGGAUGAUGGUCACGGGGGAGUGGUGUGCGGAGGAGAGGUUGCUGAGGUUUGGGAGAGUUGUGGAGAGGGUUUUAUACGAGGAGGGGAUGCAAGGGAGAAGGAGACGGCCUGGAUGCUGGGUGGACGUUUUGGAGAGGGCGAGGGGGAGGGCGAGGGAGAGGGCUGCGGAGUCCGGGGAGGAGAGAGAGUAG
This is a messenger RNA of Thermochaetoides thermophila DSM 1495, 1944 nucleotides long. RefSeq lists its product as uncharacterized. The transcript is spliced from 2 exons. The record is from RefSeq and is a predicted model, not a curated record. Lineage: Eukaryota; Fungi; Ascomycota; Sordariomycetes; Sordariales; Chaetomiaceae. Bases 1 to 1944 code for a protein of 647 amino acids. Gene Ontology annotation, molecular function: catalytic activity.